GGAAUGCGAGGCCCAAGCUGAAUCUCUGCCCUUCCCUGAGCCGCAGAGUGUCCGGCUGCACUUUGGACCCUGGGGAGGGCAGAGGGAGGCAUGGCGGAGGCAGCUGGCUCCCUGCCCGGCUGCGGCACUCCAGCCGGGACGGGACAGGCUCCACGGCACCUCUCGCUCUGCUCCGUGUGGGACAGAGGGUCGGAGCCUGUGGGGCAGGAUGAGGAGCCGUCUCUGGGCUUGCUGCAGCCAGCUGCUGCCCCGGGAAGCUGGGCUUUGUGCUCGCAAGCUGUCUGCAUUUGCCGCAGCGGCUGCCCCACGCCAUGGCGUCUGGUCCCCUGCUCUCCUGGUCACCUCCGGCUCCUUGCCCGGCAUAUCCAUGGGGCCCCUCCAGCGCCCAGCCCCAGGACAUGGCACCUUUUGCCGCUGGGGCUCGCAGUUCAACGUGCCCCCCAGUGCCCAGUUCGUGGCCCGGCCCGUGGGGGUCUGCUCCAUGAUGAAACUGCCUGUUCAGGCGUCAGCGGAGGGACUGGAUGCAGCUUUUGUCGGUGUCCCUCUAGAUACGGGCACAUCCAACCGGCCGGGAGCCAGGUUCGGCCCGCGCCAGAUCCGUGCUGAGUCGGCGAUGGUGAGGAGGUACAACAGCAGCACCGGGGCAGCGCCUUUUGAUUCCCUGCAGGUGGCUGACAUCGGGGACGUGAACGUGAACCUCUACAACCUGCCUGACAGCUGCCGCCUCAUCCGAGAGUCCUACCGGAAGAUAGUGGCCUCCGGCUGCGUGCCCCUCACCUUGGGUGGAGAUCACACCAUAACAUACCCCAUCCUGCAAGCCGUGGCAGAAAAGCACGGUCCUGUGGGACUGGUGCACGUGGACGCUCACACCGACACUGGUGACAGAGCCCUGGGGGAGAAGAUCUACCACGGGACCCCGUUCCGGCGCUGCGUGGAGGAAGGGCUGCUGGACUGCAGCCGCGUGGUCCAGAUUGGCAUCCGAGGCUCCUCCUAUGACCCCGAUCCUUACAAGUACUGCCGGGACCAGGGUUUCCGGGUGGUCCCGGCUGAAGAGUGUUGGAGCAAGUCUCUGGCGCCGCUGAUGGUGGAGGUGAGGAAGCAGAUGGGGGACAAGCUGGUGUACAUCAGUUUCGACAUUGACGGACUGGACCCCGCCUAUGCCCCAGGUACCGGGACGCCGGAGAUAGCCGGGCUCACGCCUGCGCAGGCUUUGGAGAUCAUUCGUGGCUGCAAAGGACUGAAUAUCGUGGGAUGCGACCUUGUAGAAGUUGCACCGAUGUACGACGUCUCUGGCAACACGGCCCUCCUGGCAGCAAACCUGCUGUUCGAGAUGCUGUGCAUUCUCCCCAGAGUGAAGACAAUGUGAGGGCAGUUCCCACCUGCCCCAGGGGCAACACAGCUCCCACCUCCGCCGAGGCUUUCUGCGUCCUGUUCCCCUUGUUCCCAAGUUGCAGGGAACGUGGGCUUUGCAGUAAGGAAUAAAUGCCAUUUUACCGCUAGAAAAGGUAAUUUCAAGUUGAUAAACUGUAGGUAGCAAAUGGGUUUGAACAGCCCAUUUACUGGUGGCUGUAGCUUUUGAGUUUGCCUGGGAAAAGGCAAAGAUGAGGCUAAUGGCGUUUCGCCGCCGCUUUCCGAGCUGGAAUUACUCACCUGGCUCACAGGGGCUCAUCGCACAAUUGUCACUGGUAAAAGCUUUCUCCCGUUAAGGUGCAGCAGCAGGACAAGGAAUGUAGAGGAA
Molecule: messenger RNA, 1738 nt
Organism: Chroicocephalus ridibundus (black-headed gull)
Lineage: Eukaryota; Metazoa; Chordata; Aves; Charadriiformes; Laridae
Gene: AGMAT
Product: agmatinase
Exons: 7
Coding region: 209-1366 (385 amino acids)
Molecular function (GO): metal ion binding; agmatinase activity
Source: RefSeq, a predicted model, not a curated record